UGUCCCCCGAAAACUGGCCCGGGACAGCGCAAUUCAAGUUUUGAGACCGAAGACUCCACUCCAGACAUGGCGACUUGAGCGAGAAAUGAGCUGCAGAUUUGUGGAGAAGAGCACAAAGAGACGGCAAAAUGAGAGCUGAGUUCAAAUCCUGAUGGUUACUUCAGGGCUGAGGAGAAGAAUACCAAGUGAAGCUCACACACCUGAAUCAUGGAGGAGUCAGAGGACAGAGGCAGAAUGACGAGCCAGCAGACCCUCUGCGCCCCCAGCGACGCCACCAACAAGACCUGCCUCUCCUCCCUCAAAUUGUUCCUCAUGGCGUUGUCGUUUUCGUUCUUCUCCAAAGCGAUGACCGGGUCGUACAUGAAGAGCUCCAUCACGCAGAUCGAGAGGCGCUUCGACCUCUCCACCUCCCACGUCGGACUCAUCGACGGCAGCUUCGAAAUGGGUAACCUGUUAUUGUUAGCAGUCGUCAGCCAUUUUGGGGCCAAACUGCAUCGGCCGAGGCUCAUCGCUGCUGGUUGUACCCUGAUGGCUGUGGGGUCGCUGCUCACUGGACUCACACAUUUCUUCAUGGGACGGUACGAGUACAGUUCUGUGGUUCAGGUUUUACAUAACGACAGUGUGAGUGUGACGGCCUGUGUGGAUCCUCUGAUGGAGCCGGAGCUUCAGACCCAGACCCAGACAGUAGAAGAAGACAGAGCCGCCUGUGUGAGAGACUCCGGCUCCUCCAUGUGGGUGUACGUGUUCUUGGGAAAUGCCUUACGUGGGAUCGGAGAGUCUCCAGUCACUCCGCUGGGAAUCUCCUACAUCGACGACUUCGCUGAAGCCGAGAACUCCCCCUUCUACAUCGCUUGUCUCCAGACCAUCGCUGUCCUCGGGCCCAUGUUCGGUUUCCUUUUGGGGUCGCUCUGUGCCAAACUCUACGUGGACAUUGGAUUUGUGGAUAUGGACAGCGUUUCGAUCACCCCCAAAGACUCUCGGUGGGUGGGGGCGUGGUGGUUGGGCUUCCUCGUCUGCUCCAGCCUCCUCCUCAUCUCCAGUAUCCCGUUCUGGUUCCUGCCGCGCUCUCUGUCCAAAGCCAAACCCGCCGCUGUGUCCGAAUGCAGGUCCGAACCUUUCCUGGACCAAAAGCGAGAUUUAAAACUCAAAGACAUCGCUAAAGCCUUCCUCCCGUCUCUGAAGCGUCUGCUGGGGACUCCCACCUACUUCCUGCUCGUCUGCGGCAGCGUCCUGAGGGCCAACUCUCUGAUCGGACUCAUCACUUUCGCCGCUAAAUACAUCGAGCAGCAGUUUGGACAGUCCGCGUCCCGAGCCAACUUCCUCAUCGGAGUGCUGAACCUUCCCGCUGUGGCUCUGGGGAUCUUCUUAGGAGGUCUCCUGAUGAAACGGUACAAGCUGAGUAUCGUGUCGGGGGCACAGCUCUCCUUCGCCUCGUCUUUCAUGGCUUAUCUCCUGCUCCUGCUGCAGUUUGGAACCAAGUGUGAAAACAUCCCCGUGGCCGGACUCACCAUCUCCUACAACGGUACCCACGGCAUCCAGCAGGGCGGCUCUCUCCUGUCGGACUGUAACAGCGACUGCAUGUGCUCGUCCGAGGAGUGGGACCCCGUGUGUUCAGACAGUGGCAUUACAUACGUCUCCCCGUGUUUGGCCGGAUGCAUCAGCUCCUCUGGAUACGGCAAGAACACUGUGUUUAAUAACUGCAGCUGCGUGGACAUGUCGUACCCGGCGGGCAGCAGCAGCUCGGUGAAGUUGGGCCAGUGUCCUCACGCCAAAGACUGCACCCGGAGCUUUAAGUCCUACAUGGCCGUGUCUGUGCUCAGCUCCUUCAUCGCCUCGCUGGGGAUCACUCCAGGAUACAUGGUCAUUAUCAGAUGCAUCGUCCCUGAGCUCAAAUCGCUGGCUGUCGGUGUAGAGACGCUGGUAGCGAGGACUCUGGGUGGGAUUCCUGCCCCUGUUUAUUUCGGAGCCUUGAUCGACUCGACUUGUCUGAAGUGGGCCGUUAAAAAGUGUGGAGGAAGAGGAGCGUGUCGCAUUUAUGACUCUGACAUGUACAGGAUCAUCUUUCUGGGUUUAACCACAGGACUAACUGGUUCUUCAUACAUCUUCAUCAUCGCGGUCAUCGUCCUCCUCAGACGACAGUACAAAAAACCAACGGCCGAACAGCAAGACCCCGUCAAAGGCGUCGAGCUCCGCAAGCCAACAACCUCCGCUCAAGUCUGCUCAUGUGUCCCCAAAACUGCAAAACUCCAACAGGAAGGUACUGCAAAAGCCACAAGAGAAGCCACAAGAGAAGCCUCAAAACCAGCGCAAGCCCAGCGUCCACCAGGGGGCAGUAGUCCUGUAACGGAGGAUGGCACCAGCGCAACCACGUCGCAAAAUCAGGAGACGGGCGUCAGCGAGAAAUGAACUCUUUGGGUUUUGACUUGUGUUAGUCACGUUACGACUCCUUUUCUUGUAAAGUUCUGAAGAAAACACAUUAAUACCGAUGUUUUUAGUGCUGGACGCUACUACAGAUUAUUACU
This is a messenger RNA of Periophthalmus magnuspinnatus, 2522 nucleotides long. Its product is annotated as solute carrier organic anion transporter family member 1C1-like. The record is from RefSeq and is a predicted model, not a curated record. NCBI's taxonomy places the organism in Eukaryota, Metazoa, Chordata, Actinopteri, Gobiiformes, Gobiidae. Gene Ontology annotation, cellular component: membrane. Gene Ontology annotation, molecular function: protein binding. Gene Ontology annotation, biological process: sodium-independent organic anion transport; transmembrane transport. The coding region runs from base 208 to 2406 and encodes 732 amino acids. The transcript is spliced from 16 exons.